AUGAGCUGCCCCUUCCGCCCCCAGGGGUCGAUCACCAUCACCGGUAGGCCCCCGCCCGAGGAGGACGGCGCUCGCCAAUGCCCCGCGCGGGGAACGCUAAACGGCGGCGAGAUUUCGUGCCGUGGCGGGCCAAAGGCCGGGGAUGAGGGCGAUGCCGACAAAGGGGCGCGAGGCGGCGAUGGCGUGUCUACGUCAGGGGGUGUGUGCCCCCUGGGCUUUGGCACCAGCCAGGGACCCAAGUUCUCCAGCCUGCACUGCCCGCUGUGCAAGUGCCUGUUCCACGAGUGCGUGCGGCUGGCGGUCUGCGGCCACCGGUACUGCCGGUUUUGCGCCUCGCGGUGCCGGGACUGCCCCACCUGCGGGGCGGACGUUCAGGGGAUCGAGGAUGACGCGGAGAUGCAAGGGCUCGUGGACAAGUACAUAGACGCUCAUUGUGUCAAUCACACCAUCUGGGAGUUGGAGUCUGGGGAGCCUGUGGACAAGCACAGGGGGUUGAAGGUCGAUGACCCCACAGGCCUGCAGAGGUGUUCAGCCACAUUCUUUCUGCAACUGGGUUUGCGUUCAUACAUGAGCGGCAACUACGUGGCUGCCAGACAGCGGCUGUUGCGAUGCAAAGCUGAGCUUCACAAACUGAUGCAGAAGGGAUCGCAAGAAAGCUCAGUUGACGUGGCCCUGUGGUGCCAGUUGGGGGCUGUGUGCGGUGUGCUGGGUGAUUGCAGCAGAAGGUGCGGUGACUCAGAGGCAGCAGCGCACCACUACCUUGACAGUGUCAACCACCUGAAGCAGGCAGAGGGCAACGAUGAGGCCACUCGUGAGCUCGCUGUGUCUCUGAACAAGCUGGGAGACUUGCAUUUCUAUGGGAAUGAUGUCCAAGCAGCCAGAGAGAAGUAUGCGGAAGCUUUGGAUGUAAGGCGGAAGCAACAGCAGAAGUCACACAGCGAUGAACAGGUGCUGGAAAUCGCCGUCUCUCUGACAAAGGUUGCUGAUGCCGAUCAGGCACUGGGUAACACUGAGGCUGCAAGCAAACAGUUCUCUGAAGCACAGCGACUCGUGCAGAGUGUGAAGACAGCGGGCCUGGACCAAGGGCGGGCGGCAAUGCACCAGCAUCUUGCCUCAUUUCUCCAAGAGAGACUGGAUUGA
This is a messenger RNA of Ostreobium quekettii, 1140 nucleotides long. The record is from the annotation of a GenBank genome assembly. NCBI's taxonomy places the organism in Eukaryota, Viridiplantae, Chlorophyta, Ulvophyceae, Bryopsidales, Ostreobiaceae.